This is a messenger RNA of Lucilia cuprina (Australian sheep blowfly), 1224 nucleotides long. RefSeq names its product regucalcin. Lineage: Eukaryota; Metazoa; Arthropoda; Insecta; Diptera; Calliphoridae. The record is from RefSeq and is a predicted model, not a curated record. The transcript is spliced from 4 exons. Gene Ontology annotation, biological process: L-ascorbic acid biosynthetic process. Gene Ontology annotation, molecular function: calcium ion binding; gluconolactonase activity. Bases 150 to 1070 code for a protein of 306 amino acids.
ACUUGAAAUAUAUAAUAAUAUAGAAUUUUUCCUAUAAAAGAUCUGCAAUUAUUAUUUACAAUCAUCAGUUGACAUUCUCGUCUUCAAGUGUCCACUUUUAAAUAAUUUCAUUUCGUAGUUGUUUAAAAUAUUAAAAAAAAAUAAAAAAGAUGUCUUACAAAGUUGAACCUCUUCCCGACUCUCAUGCUGAAUUAGGCGAAGGUCCUCACUGGGAUGUUGCCACCCAAAAUUUGUACUUCGUUGACAUUAAUGCCGGCAAGUUGUUGCGUUACAACUACAAUGAAAAUAAAGUGUACAAGGCAAAGAUUGAAGGCGAGGAUUUAGCUGGUUUUGUGGUACCCGUCGAAGGCACUACCGAUCAAUUUGCUGUCGGUUCUGGUCGUCGUGUAGUCAUUGUACAAUGGGAUGGUGUCUCUGAGACUGCUAAGGUAUUGAAGACUUUGUUCGAAGUACAAAUGGGUGAAGAACGUUUCGAAGGCAACCGUUUCAAUGAUGGCAAAUGUGAUCCUCGUGGUCGUUUGUUUGCCGGUACUAUGCGUUAUGUCGGCGAUGAAUUCGAACAUCGUUGGGGUGAAUUGUACAAAUACGAAAAGGGUGGCAAGGUUGAGGUCGUCAAAUCGAAUGUAGGUAUUUCUAAUGGUUUGGCUUGGAAUGAGAAAACCAAAAAAUUCUAUUAUAUCGAUACCACCGAUUAUGAGGUUAAAGAAUACGAUUAUGAUUUUGAAACUGGCAAGGCCUCCAAUCCCAAAGUAGUUUUCAAUCUACGCAAAACCAGUCCCAAGGAUCAUUUAUUGCCCGAUGGCAUGACCAUUGAUACCGAGGGCAACAUUUAUGUAGCCACUUUCAAUGGUUAUACCAUCUAUAAAAUUAAUCCCACCACUGGCCAAGUUUUGUUGGAAAUAAAAUUCCCCUGCAAACAAAUCACCUCUGCUGCUUUUGGUGGUCCCAAUUUGGACGUUUUGUUUGUGACCUCCUCUUCUCGUUUUGGUGAACCCGAUCCUGCUGGCACCACCUACAAAGUUACAGGUUUGGGUGCUAAGGGUCAUCCUAUGACAAAAAUUCAAAUUUAAAUUGAGGUCACUUCAUUUAGGAUGUAGUUAAGCAUUAAUGUUUUAUUGUUAUAUAUUUCUAUAUAUAUUCGAUUUGUUUUAUCUGGCUUUGAUCUUCCGCUAAAACAGUGCAAUAAAAAGACAAUAUUUUUAUAAAAUUUAUAUAGAAAACACA